AAAAAUAUUUUUAAGGAAAAAUAAAAAAUAAUAAAAACAAAAGUAGAGGACAUUAUUGUAAUUGAACUAAAACGAUGGUAGCAUAGCAGUAGUAGUAGAUUGAGUUCACUAUAAGUAUGAACUUAUCUAACUCAGUCUUCUUCAAUUCAUUCUUACGCCAUGACUAGUAUGAGGUUCCUCACUCACUCUCCCACUCCAACCAGUUGUUGUUAUGUCUAUGUUGUUAAUGUUAUCCUCAUUAUUAUCACUAUCACUAGUACUACUACCCUUGUUUUGACCGAGUCAACUCGGCCUCCUUACGCCUGCGACUCGGCCAACCCUACCACAAAGUCCUUACCUUUCUGCAAAACAGAGUUGCCCAUCACCCGCAGGGUUCAGGACCUCGUCUCCCGUCUCACACUAGACGAGAAGAUAUCCCAACUCGUUAACACCGCCCCUUCCAUUCCCCGACUCGGUAUCCCCGCUUACGAGUGGUGGUCAGAAGCCUUACAUGGUGUCGCCGAUGCCGGUCCCGGCGUAAGGUUUGACGGAGCCAUUCACUCUGCCACCAGCUUCCCUCAAGUCAUUCUCACCGCUGCCUCUUUUGAUGCCAACCUUUGGUACCGAAUCGGCCAGGUGAUUGGAACCGAAGCGAGAGCCGUGUACAAUGGUGGAGAAGCAAAAGGAAUGACAUUUUGGGCUCCAAACAUAAACAUUUUUAGAGAUCCAAGAUGGGGAAGAGGGCAAGAAACGCCGGGAGAAGAUCCGGUGGUGACUGGGAAAUAUGCAGUGUCGUAUGUGAGAGGUGUACAAGGGGACUCAUUUGAAGGAGGCAAGCUUGGUGGUGCUCAUCUUCUUGCUUCAGCUUGUUGUAAGCAUUUUACAGCUUAUGAUUUGGACAAUUGGAAAGGCAUUAAUCGGUUUGUCUUCGAUGCUCAUGUGACUCAGCAAGACCUAGCUGACACGUACCAGCCUCCGUUCCAAAGCUGCAUAGAGAAAGCAAAAGCAAGUGGGAUAAUGUGCGCUUACAACCGUGUCAAUGGGGUCCCAAACUGUGCCGAUUUCAACCUCUUAUCUAAGAUUGCUCGAGCCCAGUGGGGAUUUCACGGGUACAUUACGUCCGACUGCGACGCCGUUUCGAUCAUGUACGACAACCAAGGAUUCGCAAAGUCGCCUGAAGAUGCUGUCGUUGAUGUGCUUAAAGCUGGUAUGGAUGUGAACUGCGGUUCUUACUUACAGAACCACACAAAAUCAGCUGUUCUGAAGAGAAAGCUUCCAGUGUCCCAAAUAGACAGAGCUCUCCACAACUUAUUCGCCGUUAGAAUGAGACUAGGCCUCUUCGAAGGUGAUCCCACAAAAUCCCUUUACGGCAACAUUGGUCCAAACCAAGUGUGUUCACAAAGCCACCAAGCUCUGGCCCUUGAAGCAGCUCUAAACGGCAUCGUUUUAUUGAAGAAUUCAGCCAAGCUCCUCCCUUUUUCACAUUCAAAUUCAAUCACCUUGGCCGUCAUUGGCCCCAACGCAGACUCCCCGAAAACCCUUCAAGGAAACUACUUCGGUCCUCCAUGCAAAUCCAUUUCUCUGCUCCAAGCUCUUCGGGGGUACGUUAAGAACGCGGCUUAUCACCCGGGCUGCGCUGACGCCGUGAAUUGUACCUCUGUCGAUAUCAAGAGGGCAGUUGAGGUAGCGAAAGGAGCUGAUCAUGUAGUGUUGGUUGUUGGAUUGGAUCAAUCACAAGAGAGAGAAGAUCAUGACCGUGAGCACUUGGAGCUUCCAGGUAAACAAGAGGAGCUCAUCUCUGCAGUAGCCAAAGCCGCCAAGAAACCGGUUGUACUUGUUCUUCUUUCCGGUGGCCCUGUUGAUGUGUCCUUCGCUAAGUAUGACCGCCGCAUUGGAAGCAUCUUGUGGGCAGGGUAUCCAGGCGAAGCCGGUGGACUUGCUCUUGCCCAAAUCAUAUUUGGUCAUCAUAACCCAGGAGGGAGAUUGCCAGUGACUUGGUAUCCAAAAGAUUAUGUAAAAAUCCCAAUGACGGACAUGAGGAUGAGGGCUUCACCGUCUUCUGGUUAUCCGGGUCGAACUUACCGAUUCUACAAAGGCCCCAAAGUAUUUGAGUUCGGUUAUGGCCUUAGUUACUCUACAUAUUCUUACAAACUCUCCUCUCCCACUCAAAACAAGCUCUACUUGAAUCUGUCGUCCUCUUCCAUAGCUGUGGCAGCCGAGUCUCAGCAGCCAGACUCUGUUAUUGUUUCCGAGCUAAGCCAAGAAUUCUGUGAAACAAAAUCGUUUUCAGUUUCAGUCGGAGUUGAGAAUGAAGGAGAAAUGGAGGGGAAGCAUUCGGUGUUGCUUUUCAUGAAGAGGGAAAUAAAUAAUAACACAAAUAAUGGAGGCAAUCCACUAAAGCAACUGGUGGGAUUUGAGAGUGUGAAGUUGAAAGCAGGGGAAAGAGGUGAAGUUGAGUUCAGGUUGAGCCCUUGUGACCACUUGAGUAAUGCCAAUGAGGAUGGUAUGAUGGUUUUAGAACAAGGCUCUCGUGUGUUACUUGUGGGAGAAGAAGAGUACCCAAUUCAUAUUAUAUUUUGAUUGUUUUUUUUGGGGGAUAAUAUGAUACAGUACCGAGUACUCUCUCUUACUAUGAUCAAACAUUAUCAGCUUCAAAUUUGUUGGAAGCUUUUUUUUCAUACCGUAAUCUGAUGAAUGGAAUUUCAAGUA
This is a messenger RNA of Cannabis sativa, 2688 nucleotides long. Its product is annotated as probable beta-D-xylosidase 7. Gene Ontology annotation, biological process: xylan catabolic process; arabinan catabolic process. Gene Ontology annotation, molecular function: alpha-L-arabinofuranosidase activity; xylan 1,4-beta-xylosidase activity. The transcript is spliced from 6 exons. Lineage: Eukaryota; Viridiplantae; Streptophyta; Magnoliopsida; Rosales; Cannabaceae. The record is from RefSeq and is a predicted model, not a curated record. Gene Ontology annotation, cellular component: plant-type cell wall. The coding region runs from base 160 to 2559 and encodes 799 amino acids.